AGACUUAGAAUCGACCACAUGGCCAACGAGAGCUCUCUCUAAAACUAAAAACAGAGCCAAGAUUCAAAAACCCCGAAUUUUCCCCAGAAACCUCAGCUCUUCUUAAAACCCCAAUCCCAAAAACCCUAAUCUGGGUUCCAGACAAGUGAGCGAGUGGCAAUGACGAAGGUGUACGGAACAGGGCCGUACGAUUUCAAGCGCCACCAUGUCGCCGAGUACCCGUUCGAGUACCCGGUCGAGGCCAAGCCCGGUUCGGCGCUUCCUAGCUCGAUAACGCUGUUGGAUAUUCAGCGGGACCGGCUCACGAUGAUUGCCGCCGAUAAUUGGUCCAAAACCCUUGACGCCUCGCAGCCCAAGAAGCCCUUCGACCCGGAGCUAGUGAAUGAGAUUUAUCGGACGGAGUUGUCAGUUGGAGAGGGUCAGAGAAGGGCCGUCCCGUCACAGAGGGUGAUGAUUUUGGAGGUCAGUCAGUACUUGGAGAACUAUCUAUGGCCAAAUUUCGACCCCGAAACCGCAACCUUCGAGCACGUUAUGUCCAUGAUUCUCAUUGUCAAUGAGAAGUUUCGAGAGAAUGUGGCAGCUUGGACGUGCUUUUAUGACCGGAAAGAUGUGUUCAAAGGAUUCCUUGAGAGGGUUCUUCGGCUUAAAUCGGGAAGAGAGUUAAGCAUAGCUGAAAAGACAAAUUAUUUAGUUUUCAUGAUUAAUGCCUUUCAGAGUUUGGAAGAUGAGAUCGUGAGCGAUACUGUCCUUAGUUUAGCGAGUUUGCAAUCUUGGCACAGUUUGUCGUACGGUCGUUUUCAGAUGGAACUUUGUUUUAACCCUGAUUUGAUCAGGAAAUGGAAAAGGAUGAUAAAGAGGGAGGCCAAAGAGGCUGCAAAACGCGGAGAUCCCUUUAAUCCCUCAACUACACUCGAAGUUCAGUUCUUGAGAAACCUCAUUGAAGAGUUCCUUGAGAUACUUGAUUCGAAGGUUUUACCCCCCGAUCCUAGUAUGAAUGAAGAUGAUCAACUUGCUGGUGCUAUGCGUGUUGAUGAUGCUUGUGUUUUGUACUGUGAGAGGUUUAUGGAAUUUCUUAUUGACCUCUUGAGCCAACUACCAACAAGGAGGUACUUGAGGCCACUUGUUGCUGAUGUUGCUGUAGUUGCCAAAUGCCACUUGAGUGCUCUGUAUAGACACGAGAAGGGGAAACUCUUUGCACAGUUGGUCGACUUACUGCAGUUUUAUGAAGGAUUUGAGAUUAAUGAUCAUGUUGGGACACAACUGACGGAUGAUGAGGUGCUUCAAUCUCAUUAUGAAUGCGUCCAAUCUUUCCAGCUACUUGCAUUUAAAAAGGUUCCUAAGUUGCAAGAGCUUGCAUUGGCUAACAUUGGUUCGAUUGAUAAGCGCAAUGAUCUGUCAAAGAAAUUGUCCUUCUUCCUCCGGGAAUUGAAGAAUUUGGUUUGUUCAAAGCUGAAGCUGGUUUCAGGGGAUGACCCUUGGUCCAAUAGGGUUGAUUUCCUUAUUGAAGUCAUGGUUUCAUUUUUUGAAAAGCAACAGUCUCAAAAGGAAAAAAUAAAUGCCCUUCCUCUGUACCCAAAUGAACUUAUUAUGUGGGACGAAAGCCUUGUGCCAAGUAUCAAUUACUCUGGAGAAGGUUGUCUGGCCCUUCCAAAACUGAACUUGCAAUUUUUAACAUUAAUAAAGAAGGAUAUUCAGGAAGUUGUUCCACAUCUUCAUGCGUACAUUAAUAAAGAAGGAGAAACAGCUUUUCGUGGUUGGUCAAGGAUGGCAGUGCCGAUCAAAGAGUUUAAGAUCAGUGAGGUAAAACAGCCAAAUAUUGGAGAAGUCAAGCCAGCUGCUGUUACAGCAGAAGUUACUUUUAGCAUUUCUAGUUAUAGAGGACAAAUGAGAUCAGAAUGGAAUGCUCUUAAAGAGCAUGAUGUCCUGUUUUUAGUUUCUAUUCGCCCAUCCUUUGAGCCUCUAAGUACAGAAGAGGAUGGCAAGGCGAGUGUGCCACAGAGGCUUGGUCUUCAAUAUGUACGAGGUUGUGAAAUCAUCGAGAUUCGUGAUGAAGAGGGAACUCUAAUGAACGAUUAUACUGGAAGAAUUAAACGUGAUGAGUGGAAGCCUCCAAAAGGAGAACUGAGAACUGUGACUGUUGCUUUAGAUACAGCACAAUACCACAUGGAUGUCAGCAACAUUGCCGCAAAAGGCGCAGAAGAUGUUUAUGGGACAUUCAAUAUACUGAUGAGGAGAAAGCCUAAGGAAAAUAACUUUAAAGCAAUUUUGGAAUCCAUUAGAGAUCUUAUGAAUGAAUAUUGUAUUGUUCCUGACUGGUUGCACAACAUUUUUCUGGGGUAUGGUAAUCCUUCUGCUGCACAAUGGACUAAUAUGCCGGAUCUUUUGGAAACUGUAGAUUUUAAAGAUACUUUCCUGGAUGCAGACCAUUUGAAAGAAUGUUUUCCAGAUGAUCAGGUUUGUUUUACUAGUCCAGAUGGCACAGAAAACUUGGAUCCAAGGCCCCCUUUUCGAAUAAAGCUUCCCAAGAUGAUCAGAAGCAGCACCAAUGCUCUUCCAGGGAAUAAGAAAUCUAGUAUUGUUUCUAUGAGUGAUGUCCCCAUGGAGAAUUCCGAUAGUGAGAAAGAAAAAAUUGCUGUUGAAGCAUACACACCUCCUGACCCAGGUCCGUAUCCCCAAGAUCAACCAAGGAAGAACACCGUUAAAUUUACACCCACUCAGGUUGGAGCAAUCAUCUCAGGUAUUCAGCCAGGACUAACAAUGGUCGUGGGUCCACCUGGUACUGGAAAAACUGAUACAGCUGUCCAAAUUCUGAACGUUCUCUAUCAUAAUUGUUCGUCUCAGAGAACAUUGAUAAUUACUCAUUCGAACCAGGCUCUAAAUGACCUUUUUGAGAAGAUUAUGCAGAGGGAUGUUCCUGCACGCUAUCUUCUUCGACUUGGGCAAGGAGAGCAAGAGCUAGCAACUGAUCUGGACUUCAGCCGACAAGGCCGUGUCAAUGCCAUGCUUGUGCGGCGCUUAGAGUUGCUAAGUGAAGUGGAGAGGCUGGCUAGAUCACUCCAGUUGCCUGAGGAUGUAGGUUAUACAUGUGAAACUGCUUGGUACUUUUGGUUGCUUCAUGUAUAUUCGCAUUGGGAGCAAUUCCUCGCUGCUUGUAAGGAGAAUAAAGAUAAAACAUCAUUUGUUAAAGAUUGUUUUCCCUUCAAGGAGUUCUUCUCCAACGCACCGAAACCAGUCUUUACUGGUGAGUCAUUUGAGAAAGAUAUGCGGGCAGCUAAGGGUUGCUUCCGUCAUCUGAAGACCAUGUUUCAAGAGCUUGAAGAGUGUAGGGCAUUUGAGUUACUGAAGUCUACUGCUGAUCGUGCAAAUUACCUGAUGACCAAGCAGGCAAAGAUAGUUGCCAUGACAUGCACUCAUGCAGCUCUAAAGAGAAAGGACUUCCUUGAGUUAGGUUUCAAGUAUGACAACUUGCUCAUGGAAGAAAGUGCUCAAAUUUUGGAGAUUGAAACUUUCAUACCAAUGUUGGUCCAAAGGCAGGAAGAUGGUUAUGCUCGGCUAAAACGCUGCAUCCUGAUUGGUGAUCAUCACCAGUUGCCUCCUGUUGUUAAGAAUAUAGCAUUCCAAAAAUACAGCCACAUGGAUCAGAGUCUCUUUACGAGGUUUGUCCGUUUGGGCAUUCCUUAUAUUGAACUCAAUGCCCAGGGUAGAGCCAGGCCAAGUAUAGCCAAACUGUACAACUGGAGGUACAGAGAUCUGGGUGACCUUCCAUAUGUAAAGGAGGGUGCCAUAUUCCAUAGAGCAAAUUCUGGAUUCUCCUAUGAAUAUCAGUUGGUGGAUGUGCCAGAUUACCAUGGCAGAGGUGAGUCUACACCUUCACCUUAUUUCUUCCAAAAUGUGGGGGAAGCAGAAUAUGUGGUCAGUGUCUAUAUCUAUAUGCGUCUACUUGGGUACCCUGCAAGCAAAAUCUCCAUAUUGACCACUUACAAUGGCCAGAAGCUUUUAAUCCGCGAUGUUAUCAACAGACGAUGUGCUCCUUAUGACUUCAUAGGCCCUCCCAGCAAGGUUACAACAGUUGAUAAAUUUCAAGGCCAGCAAAAUGAUUUUAUACUGCUAUCUCUUGUGCGUACUCGCAUUGUGGGUCACCUUCGUGAUGUUAGAAGAUUGAUUGUUGCAAUGUCUCGUGCCCGACUGGGUCUUUAUGUGUUUUGCCGUCGUUCUUUGUUUGAACAAUGCUACGAACUUCAGCCUACAUUUCAACGUCUACUUCAGAGACCUGACCACCUUGCUCUUAAUUUGAAUGAAAUUACAUCAAACACUAAGCGUCACGUUGAUGAAACUGGUCCUAUUCAUCUUGUCAGCAGUGUUGAUGAGAUGAUUGGUAUCUACCAGCAGCUUUAUGAGGUAAAGUUCCAUCAGUACAUGCCUUAUUCAGGUCGAGUCGAUGAAAUCCUUCCGAUGGAUACAGAUGGGCACCAUCCCAUGAAUACCGAUAUAGCUGUAACUUCUGAUGGGGCACCAGCAGAUAAUGGCCAGCAUGGAAGCAAUAUGGAAGAAGACACUAAAGGUGAUGUCGUUGCCAAUGGGCAGAACAAAGAAUUUUUUUUUUUGAGAAGAAACAAUUUUAUUAAAGAAUAGUGAAAAACAUAGAAGUGGAUAAGAAGUCCACCAACAAAUUAGAAAGGAAAAUCCCAAUAGGAUUUGGCUACAGUAGCCAAUUCUAGACUUAGCUCACUUAACUGCUGCUAACAAAUCCCACAGUAUUUGAGAUAGAGAGCAAUUAUUAAACUCUUUAGUAACCGAAGCCCAAAAAGAUGCCCAAUAUUUUACUCUCCCCCAAAGUACUUUUGCCCCCACUCCAGUAUAGUCUUCAAAAAUCCUUCUGUUGCGUUCCAGCCAUAUAUUCCAAAAAAUUGCCGAUACCAGGCAACCCCACAAAGCUUUGGAUUUUUUCCAUUUUCCAAGUGCCUUAAAAUUGGUGCUUAGUAGCUCAAAACACCUUUUAGGAAUGACCCAACUUACUUUAACCUCCUGAAAUAGUUUCCACCAUAGUUGGAUCGAGUAGGAGCAAUGAAGAAAGAUGUGAUUUACACUCUCCUCCUUAGCUUUACAUAAACUACACCAAUGUGGGGAUAAACACAUCAGAGGGUUUCUCCUUUGAAUUUUGUCGCAAGUGUUGAGGCUCCCAGUGGCCACAAGCCAUACAAGUAUUUUAACCUUCGGAGGAGCUUUUGAUUUCCAAAUCUGAGAGUAGGGUGGAUAAUAGUGCACAAUCCCAUUGUUGCUCAGUAAUGAACGAUAGGAUUUGCAUGUGAACAAACCUGAAGCUUCUAGGUUCCACCUUCUGUUAUCCAUUUUUGAUGGAGACAAGCGAACCACUUCCACUUUCUGUAAUAAGCUGGCUGCCUCUUCUAUCUCCAUCUCAUUCAAAUUUCUCCUAAAAUCAAAGUUCCAACUCAAGGAACUUGACGAAGCUUCCACAAAGCUAGAAAUGUUAUGAUUAUGCUUCCUCGAUAAUAAGAAUAAUCUGGGGAAUUGCUCCUUCAACGGUCCUCCUGCUAACCACCCAUCCUCCCAAAACCUCACCCUCUCUCCAUUGCCCACCUCAAACUUGCAGCAUCCAAGAAACUGAUGAGCACCACUCGAAAUGUCUUUCCAUGGGCUACGACUUGAAACCCUCCUUGGAGGAAGUGCAUUCCAUCCAUUCACUUGUAGCCCAUACUUGCUUCUUAUCACCUUGUGCCAUAGGGAAUGAGACUCCCUUGGGAAUCUCCACAACCACUUAGCCAAUAGUGCUUCGUUCUGAUUCCUCAAAUUCCCCACCCCUAGACCUCCUUCCUCCUUGUUUUUAGUAACUAACUCCCAUUUGACCAAAUGGGAUUUCUUACCUUCCUCCACGCCUUCCCAGAGAAACCCUUUCAUUAAUUUUUCUAGACGUCUUCUUACCCCGCCAGGAAUUUUGAACAAUGACAUAUAGUAAAUCGGCAAGCUUCCCAAGACUGAUUGAAUUAGAGUUAAUCUACCUCCUCUGGAUAGGAAAUGCUAGCUAUUCGAAAACCAUUCAAAUGGGGAGACAGAUGUUAAUGCUAGCUCGAAUGACAUAAAUGUGCCACCUGAAAGCAAUUCUGAUGAAACAGAAACGGAAGAGUAGUGCUCAACAGUGGUUCGAUUUGGAUUUUCUUUGUGUAAUUUUCAAAUCUGCGAUUCGUUGUAUGUUUUCUGUACAGUGCGAAAUGUACGCAGAAACCAUUUGGAACUUUACAUGUUUUUGGCUGACCCUUUUUGAAGUAGGUGAAAUCCUUCUGUAGCACCGUCACACCUGUAACCUCGAUGAACUUACAAUCUAUUAGCAUGCAAAUGAAUGAAGAUGUAAUGUUCCGAGAUGAACGUCGUUAGUUGCUUGAUUAACGGUUUGCGUUUUA
Messenger RNA from Malus domestica (apple), 6416 nucleotides. Lineage: Eukaryota; Viridiplantae; Streptophyta; Magnoliopsida; Rosales; Rosaceae. The record is from RefSeq and is a predicted model, not a curated record.